CUUGCAAGAGCUCUUCUGAGCAGCGCUUUACGAUCAUUUCAUCCUUUCCCUCAUCAGAUCUCGCCUUCCCUCCCUCUAAGCCUGAGGAAAUUUUCCUCCAUGAUUGUGAUUUUGUGCCGUGGUUUUUUAUUUUUCUGGGAAAAUUUUCCACAAGUUGCUUGAUUUUCGGACAGGCUCCGUUAAUUCCUGUUUCAGGUGCGUCGUCGGGACCAACCCUCCGGCCAAUCUGCGGGAAUGAUCAUGUUGCCACACCCUAGGUCGAGAAUUCGAAUUCGUUUGUUUGCACGAACAAUAAACCCGUAUGUGCAUAAUUCUGAAAUUCUUGUGGAUUUGAGCUACUGUGGAGUGUUAAGGGACAUGUUCUUCGACAGUUUCCUUAAGAUUUGAUGUGGGGGUGGGGGAAUGUGUUGUGGGUUUGAGCCAUUUUGGCUGGCUCUGUUGAAUUCCUCGGGGGAAAUUUUCUGAUAAUCCUCGUAAGCGUUCCAGAGAAAAGCUUGUGACGACCAAGAAGUGAGUGUAGAAACAUGAGUCAACCAAAGGUCAAACGUAGGGUCGGAAAAUACGAGGUGGGGAGAACGAUCGGUGAAGGUACGUUUGCAAAGGUGAGGUAUGCUCGGAAUUCCGAGACAGGAGAGGCUGUGGCUCUGAAAAUCCUUGACAAGGAGAAAGUUCUGAAGCAUAAGAUGGCUGAACAGAUAAGGAGAGAAAUCUCAACUAUGAAGCUUAUAACCCAUCCCAAUGUAGUUCGACUGUACGAGGUUUUGGCAAGCAAAACAAAGAUAUACAUUGUCCUAGAGUUUGUAACUGGUGGAGAGCUCUUUGACAAAAUUGUAAAUCACGGGCGAAUGAAAGAAGAGGAAGCACGGAGAUAUUUCCAGCAGCUUAUCAAUGCAGUUGAUUACUGCCACAGCAGAGGUGUUUACCACAGAGACCUAAAGCCCGAGAACUUGCUUUUAGAUGCUCACGGAAACCUGAAAGUCUCCGAUUUUGGUUUGAGUGCCUUCUCCCAACAAGUCAGGGAUGAUGGUCUUCUUCAUACUGCAUGUGGAACUCCGAACUAUGCUGCUCCCGAGGUUCUUAAUGAUCAAGGUUAUGAUGGGGCAACGGCAGAUUUGUGGUCUUGUGGAGUCAUACUGUUUGUACUACUUGCAGGGUAUUUACCUUUCGAUGACUCUAAUCUCAUGACUCUCUACAAAAAGAUCUCAGCUGCUGAGUUCAACUGUCCUCCAUGGCUAUCUUCUGGUGCUAAGAAGCUGAUUUCUCGAAUCUUGGAUCCAAACCCCAUGACUCGUAUCACAAUACCCGAGAUCUUGGAAGAUGUGUGGUUUAAGAAAGGUUACAAACCGGCCGUGUUCGAGGAGAAGGAAGAUGCAAACUUGGAUGAUGUGGAAGCUGUUUUUAAAGAUUCAGAAGAGCAUCAUGUUACAGAGAAGAAAGAAGUGCAGCCAGCCUCUAUGAAUGCCUUUGAGUUGAUAUCGAUGUCGAAAGCUCUGGAUCUCGGGAAUUUAUUCGAAGAAGAAGCAGGAUUCAAGCGGGAAACGAGGUUUGCAGCUAAAUGCCCUGCAAAUGAACUAGUAAACAAGAUCGAAGAAGCUGCCAAACCACUCGGUUUCGAUGUCCAAAAGAAGAACUACAAGAUGAGGCUAGAAAACUUGAAAGUCGGAAGGAAAGGAAACCUCAAAGUGGCCACCGAGAUAUUUCAAGUAGCACCAUCUCUUCAUAUGGUUGAAGUCCGAAAAGCUAAAGGGGAUACCUUGGAAUUCCACAAGUUCUACAAGAACUUGUCGACGUCACUUACCGACGUGGUUUGGAAAACCGACGAAAGCUCCGGCGAAAGCAAGUGAAACCCGGCCAGGCAUUCUCAGAAGACAAAAGACUACAUUCAUGUUUUUUUUUUUAUUACAAACUGCUGGGAUGGAUGUAUUAUCACAUGGGAUUUUUCCAAGGAUUUGUUUUAUUUUUAUUUUUCUGUAUUUGUUUUUAAUAAAUCGUGAGAUUCCAAGGCAUAAGUUGUUAUGUAUAUUGUAUUUUACUUUUUUU
This is a messenger RNA of Tarenaya hassleriana, 2040 nucleotides long. RefSeq names its product CBL-interacting serine/threonine-protein kinase 26. Bases 525 to 1844 code for a protein of 439 amino acids. Gene Ontology annotation, molecular function: protein kinase activity; ATP binding. Gene Ontology annotation, biological process: protein phosphorylation; signal transduction. The record is from RefSeq and is a predicted model, not a curated record. The transcript is spliced from 15 exons. NCBI's taxonomy places the organism in Eukaryota, Viridiplantae, Streptophyta, Magnoliopsida, Brassicales, Cleomaceae.